Messenger RNA from Klebsormidium nitens, 333 nucleotides. Lineage: Eukaryota; Viridiplantae; Streptophyta; Klebsormidiophyceae; Klebsormidiales; Klebsormidiaceae. The record is from the annotation of a GenBank genome assembly.
AUGCUGAAUCUGAGGCUUUCUAGGCAACAGGCAACGGAGCUUGAGUUGUCCCUCUGUCUGCAAAUUGGGGUAGAAGAUGGACUCGUCAGUCUCCGGUCCAGGAGACAGCGUUUGAGGGAGAGACUAAAGGCGACGCAGCCCAUUCUGGAGACCUCGGCAGCGGGAAAGCUCGAAGAACGGGAAAACAACGAUCUGCACACCAAUCAACAUGAUGUCUCCAGUGGGCAGGACCCGAGUCCUGCAUCAGAAGUGCCCGACAAUCUUCUCCACGACCUGACCGCUAGAAUGGAUCAUAUCUUCUGUGAAAAGAAGUUGCUGGGAGCAGGCUCAUAA